Messenger RNA from Dreissena polymorpha, 5632 nucleotides. RefSeq names its product mediator of RNA polymerase II transcription subunit 26-like. Gene Ontology annotation, molecular function: transcription coregulator activity. Gene Ontology annotation, cellular component: nucleus; core mediator complex; mediator complex. Lineage: Eukaryota; Metazoa; Mollusca; Bivalvia; Myida; Dreissenidae. The coding region runs from base 168 to 2150 and encodes 660 amino acids. Gene Ontology annotation, biological process: positive regulation of gene expression; regulation of transcription by RNA polymerase II. The record is from RefSeq and is a predicted model, not a curated record. The transcript is spliced from 3 exons.
CAUUUGGUACGACCUCGUCAGUCUACGUCACGCUAUUGGCGAGGUUUCCCAGAUGCCACUGCGCUGCACAAAAGUGUUCAAUUUAUGGAUGGCCGCCAUACUGGUGGGAGAGGAUCUAACACCAAGACGGCACAUAUGCCUAAAUUCAGGUGUUCUAGGUCGCACUGAUGCAGCACACGCCACCACAAAUAAAAGAAAGAUUGCUAGAAGGCAUAGAUAAUGAUAAUAAUGUGGUGGACCUGUCCAAAGUGUUGGAGGUUAUCAGCAUUCUCGAGACCUACCCCAUCACUCGAGAUAUAUUGGAAGAAACCCGAAUUGGAAGGCUGGUCAACGAUGUACGACGAAAAACAACAAACAAGGUGCUGGCCAAACGAGCCAAAGAACUGGUUCGAGGUUGGCAAAAGUUGGUUAGUGGUGGUACAGAAGCCAGCCCCGCUGUUAAUGGAGACGGGGUGAAAAAUGCCACCAACAGGCUGCAAGGCAUGAUCAAACCACAGAGCCCGGCUAUUUCACAACUAGCUCACUCUGUGUCUGUAAAUAAACUUGUGUCACCACGACAAAAUGUGGACUCUAGUCUUUCACGUUCGCACAUGCAGUACAAACCAAGCACGCCUUCAUUACCGAAUACGAACAACAAGGUCUCAUCCAAUCAUUCAACAAAAAGAUCCAACUCGUCCCCACUAUGUGGCAAUGCAAGUGCUGCCAAAAAACCAUGUAUUUCACCUAGUGUUGUCAACUCGCAGCCCACAAACUCUCGGCCUACUACCCCAGAUAGUGUGUGUAGUCAUAGCAGUCGCGGUAGUUAUUCCUCUACAAAUAAUGGCAAAUUACAAAGACCACCUGGAACAUAUUCUAAAAACCGUGCUUUAUCAAUAUCUAGUGCUAAUGAUGAUAGUGAACUCCAGAGAACUCGCUCUGAGGUCAAUCUUCAAUCUUCUAAUAGUUCCCAAAACUUCAAUUUAAGGGCCUCCCAGUCGACUAGCGAUUUAGUGGCGAAAGGCAAGUCAGGUAAAAAUGGUAUGGUUGUGUCUGAUAUUAAUUUUAACGGUGGGGAGAUAUUAACUCCAACUCAUUCCAUAGAAACGAAAGGUCUUAAAACUACUAUCAGAUUUAACAAGACCUCCCCACCAGUGCCACAUCAUCCGCCAGUAAAUGGAGUUUUGGAGACGCCUGUAAAACGAGGUAGAGGGCGGCCUCCAAAGAACAAAUCUACGGAUCAGCAAAUCUCCCCGCAAAAUGGAUCUGUUUCAAGUGCAAAAUCUUUAUCAGAGAAACGGAAAGCAAAAUUGGAAAUAAAAACUAAAGUGGAGAGUCGAACAGAUGUGGAUUCCCCCAGUUUGGAUAUUUUUGUGAGUAGAACACCAAAAGUGAAGAGCACUGCUGAAAUCAUGCAAGACCUACAAGCUAAAAAUAGUUUAUCUGUCGGUAAAGAUACCGCAAGGCAGAUAACAGAUAAUUUAUUUGCAAGGGAACCAGAUGAAAAAUUUGUCUCAAAUGUCCCUGACGGUGCUAAACCCCGGCAUCAUAAGAAGAGAGAGGCUCCAUCCAGUGCACCAGUGUCUUUACAAACUAAACAAGAAAUGGUUGAAAAGUUUUUGCAAACAUCCGUUCCACCGACCGGCCAAGAGGAUUUGAGUCCAUUAAAGUAUGAGCUUCUCCGUACUGAGUCCCCGGGAAAUGCGUCCACAAGUUUUGAAGACAGCUUUGAGGGUCAUCACAACAGUGGUCAGAGAGAAAUGACGACCAAACCAGAAGUAUCUGGAAAACCUGUUCAAAAUGUUGUUUCAAAUGUGAUCUCCUACAAAAACACUUCAGAUGAUAUCGUUUCAGAUGAAACCAAACCAAAGUUAGUCACCUCAGGUCCGAUUGAAUCCAGUGGCAAUAAGCAAUUAACAUUAGAGGAAAUAUACAGCAGAUAUCCACCACUAGAUCGUGAUCAUUUUCAGCUCGAUGACGAUUCUUACGAAGUUGAUGAACCCGUAGAAGUAACUGACGCAGACACUGAACGCUUGCAUAGUGAACACUGGUCUGGUGUGAACGGGUAUCAAGAUCAUUGGGGUGAAUGGAGGGAUUGGGGGCAGACUCUUACUUUAACCUCAUACAAAGGGGACUUUCUGCACAUUUUGCCAUAUGUUGUCACAGACGAUUGAGAAAUGUUUUGUUUUUUAAUUUGUUUUGUGAUAUUCCAUUAUUUUUCAGCAUAUUUUGCUUCUUUCUCACUUUUUUUCCCAACUGAAAAUUCAAUAAUUUCUUGGAUUGAUUAUUUAAUAUUAGUACUUAAGAAACAAGAAAGCUUUGGAACGCUAGUAUGCUAAUGUGUGUUUCCAAUUUGCCAUGUGCAUUUGCUUUUGCCUUCAGUCAUACCAUGUUGUUUUCUGCUGAAGAUUUUGUUGUUGUUUAUUUUUCAAAGGAUUUGUUUUACUUCCUUAAUGUACAUCAUUGUUUAUAGCAGCUGUAAGCUUUCUAUUCAUCUAUACAAAAAAUAUGGCCAUUUCUGUACUUUUUCCUUUUUCAAUUUGAAUCGUUCUUUCAAUUAGAAUAACAGGCAUAAUGUAUUAUGAAAAAUGUUUUUCUUUGAUUAUAUUAUUUAUGGAUAUGACAAUGAACAUGGAUUGAUAAAGCAUGCUGUUUGAAAUGUUUUUUUCACAUUAGUCUUAUUAUGCAAGCAUAUUUGUUGAUUUCACGAUAUCUUUGAAGUGCUUUAUCGAUUAAUACAACCAGAAGUUUUUGCAAAUUGAAAUGUUUUGAUUUUGUUAGGGAUUGUCUGUUUAUGUGAUGGCUGUCAAUAAGUAUAUGUGAUAUUCUUUUGUCAUAUUGGUGUGGCGAGAUUUUUACCACUUUUGUAAGUAUUGUACAGUUAGUUGGAUAAGUUGUUUGUUUAAAGCAAUACAUAUGUCGACUUUAUAGAACUUCAUUUGCUCGCAUUUCAUUUGUGUUAAAAUAUACUGAUACGUUAUAUAAUAUGUUAUACAUGAUCAUAAUUAUAUACAUUUAAUCUGCCUUAAAACAAAGGUACAUUAUAUGGACUUAAACUUUGUCUGUGACACGUAACUAGUUAUUUAACUAAUGAUAUGGUAUUACAAAUUGCGCAGCUUGCUUGAUAAGGAAUAUCCCUUUGAGGAAACAUAACUUAAAACAUAACAAAGGCUCUAAGGGUAAGGGCAGUGUUUAGUACACGUGCUUCUCAUUAAGGCAACUCUGGUUCCAUCCCCCUUACCGAAAUCAUCAGUUUGGUUGGUGGUCACCAUACCAGACAUGGGGAUUCCACCUGAUUCUCCUGCUUCCAUUCACUUUGAUCUGUUUAUGAAAUGCACCAGUAUCCAAGUUAAUUUUGCACUUGUUUAUUCAAAUCUUGUUAAUAAUGUAUUUUCAGUUUUUUUCCUGUCCCAUAAUCUUGAAGGCCUUAUAUAUUUCACACACUUUUCAAGUAUUUUUUCAUAAAUAAACACAGUAUUACUCCUUAGUCUCCUUGUAACUUGCCUUGCAUAAAAAGCAAGUUAUUUUUUGUAUUAAAUAUUAUUUGUGACAGUGUACUCAAGGGAGUUUAAAUGUUUUGGUAAGUUGUAUUAUCUUAGGAACAUUCCAUCCUGAUAUUAUUAUCCUAUUAAUUGAUUGAUGUGCAGUUGGGCCAUGUACUUCAACAUGGAAUAUGGUGCUCCAGAAGACAUUAUGAUAAGAUAGUGUCUGAAAGGUACUGGUUUUGUUGAGGAAAAUUGAAAUUGCCAGUAAGCUUCUGCUUUUAGACAUAAGCUUUUAUUAAAAGAAAAAACUUAUUUUUUUAUUCUAUACACAGUUCUGAAGAGGCAUAUAAAUAGAAAUAUAUAUUUUUGCUAGGUGGUAUAAAAUUAAAAGAGUAAUUUAACCAUCAAACUACCAAUUGGUAUUGCACAUUUUGAAAAAGAAAAAUUGUUUAUGUUAAUUAUUAGUUUUGUUAGCUCACCUGUCACGAAGUGACAUGGUGAGCUAAUGUGACCGUGUGAUGUCCGGCGUCCGUUGUGUGUGCGUGGGUUCGUCAACAAUUUGUUUGUGUAGACAGUAGAGGUCACAGUUUUCAUCCAAUCUUUAUGAAAUGUGGUCAGAAUGUUUAUCUUGAUGAAAUCUGGGUUGGGAUUGUAUUUGGGUCAUCUGGGGUAAAAAACUAGGUCACCAGGUCAAAAACUAGGUCACAUAAUAGGUAAAAUAAUAGAAAAACCUUGUGUAGACCAUAGAGGUCGCAGUUUUCAUUAAAUAUUUAUGAAAUUCAGUCAGAAUGUUUAUCUUGAUGAAAUCUGGGUUGGGAUUGUAUUUGGGUCAUCUGGGGUCAAAAACUAGGUCACUAGGUCAAAAACUUGGUCAAAUAAUAGAAAAACCUUGUGUAGACAAUAGAGGUCGCAGUUUUCAUCCAAUCUUUAUGAAAUAUGGUCAGAAUGUUUAUCUUGAUGAAAUCUGGGUUGGGAAUGUAUUUGGGUCAUCUGGGGUCAAAAACUAGGUCACUAUGUCAAAAACUAGGUCAAAUAAUAGAAAAACCUUGUGUAGACAAUAGAGGUCGCAGUUUUCAUCCAAUCUAUAUGAACUUUGGUCAGAAUGUUUAUCUUGAUGAAAUCUGGCUUGGUAAUGUAUUUGGGUCAUCUGGGGUCAAAAACUAGGUCAAAUAAUAGAAAAGCCUUGUGUAGACAAUAGAGGUCGCAGUUUUCAUCCAAUCUGUAUGAAAUUUUGUAAGAAUGUUUAUCUUGAUGAAAUCUGGGCUGGGAAUGUAUUUGGGUCAUCUGGGGUCAAAAACUAGGUCACUAGGUCAAAUAAUAGAAAAACCAUCAACAAUUUGUUUGUGUAGACAGUAGAGGUCACAGUUUUCAUCCAAUCUUUAUGGAAUUUGGUCAGAAUGUUUAUCUUGAUGAAAUCUGGGUUGGGAGUGUAUUUGGGUCAUCUUGGGUCAAAAACUAGGUCACCAGGUCAAAUAAUAGAAAAACCUUGUGUAGACAAUAGAGGUCACAGUUUUCAUCCAAUCCCCAUGAAAUUUGGUCAGAAUGUUUGUCUUGAUGAAAUCUGGGUUGGGAUUGUAUUUGGGUCACCUGGGGUCAAAAACUAGGCCAAUAGGUCAAAUAUUAGAAAAACCUUGUGUAGACUAUAGAGGUCACAGUUUUCAUCCAAUCUUUAUGACAUUUGUUCAGAAUGUUUAUCUUGAUGAAAACUGGGUUGGGAUUAAAUUUGGUUAGUCAGGUGAGGGAUUCAGGGCGAUCAUGGCCCUCUUGUUUGAGAUAUCAUCGACUUCCGUGGUAAAUAUUUGUAAUAUGUACAGUUAAUUAAAAAAAAACUACAUUAUGUUGCAAAUACAUUUCUCAUUUUUAGAUGUGUUUCUUCAGUCAUGGUAAUCUUUUAUUUUUGGAUCUGAAUGUUAGAAAGGAAAUUGUGUAAUUGCUCUUUUUAUCUUUUUCAAAUAAGUUUUCAUCAAGCUUCAAGCUUUUGUCACAGCAAAUUUCAUUGUAUAUUCCAUCAAUUAAAUUUCAUCACAUAAUGGUUGAAAGGCGUUCUUAAAAAGUUGAAGCAUGUGGUUGUUUUGUACAUGUACAAUUUAUUUAUUUGAUGUUGACAUUUUCAAUUCUAUUACAUUUUCAUGUAUGUACAGUCAUGCAGAAAUAUUAAAAUCUGAAAGUUA